AUGGAGGAGGCCGCCAAGUCAAUUGAGAUCCUGACCAAACAUUACCUACCCUUCCAAUCACCCUACUGUCUGUCGCUCUCUACGACGCGCCGAUACAGACCCCAUCCAGACGAGAAGCGACUGGAAGAACAGGACGUCAGACCCCUCCAGUACACCACAUUUCUCAAUCCCGAGGCCGAUCGUGGCGUUCUCAUAACACGGGCCCAUUUUGACGUUCGAGAAGAUCCUACGCGCGUCAACAAUGCGCCCACUACAACACCACUACGAAACGACCCUAACAAGGUCAAGAAGAAGGUGUCUCUGAAGGAUUACAAGAACAGAAAGACAGACGGAGACUCGCCGCCCAAGACAGGUGGGCCGUCUGACAAACUCGCAACACUGAAAGAGAAAGAAGCUCCGAAGAAACUGCCAGAGCUGGCCGCGACAGAGAUGGACGGCCAUCGUGAUGCCAAGAGCACAACGAACACGAAACCCCUGGCGCAUCGUCAGCGCACCCCAUCUCCCGAUCGCAAGAGACGAGUCGCAGAUACCGAAGAAAGCCUUAAACCAGCCAAACGCUUAAAGGUGGGAGAUGCGACACCCAGUAACGCAGGCGCACGCCCUUCAAAAGAUACGACGCCUCAAAAGAAUGGACGCAUUGUCUCCUCAACGAAAUCUGACGGCAAGGACUUGAAGCCACAACCAGUCACCAAUGGUCGAUCAGCAUUGAGCAACUUGGGCAAGAGUGGCGCCUCCCCAAAGCCUGCGUCGCAAGUCAAUGGCUCCCAGAAGCACACAGCGAGUAGCGUGCACAAGAAGGUGGAUAACACGAGUACCCCGAACUCGAGAUCUCUACCACCGCUACUCUCACCCACGUUAGCCGCCAAUGUGUCCGACCUCGUGAAGGAGGAUGCCAAGUCUUCACGCCCAAGUCCUAAGAAGAAACCGGCAGAGACGAACAGCCUGAAACCUCAACCUAAGAAGCUGCGUGAUGAUCGCGAACCGUCUCCUAGCUCGAAGAAGCGGAAGAUCCCACCCCUACUGUCGCCGACGCUGCCAGCCAUGGUCAUGGAGGAGUUAGCCAGGGUAGAGAAGCGGACUCCUUCGAAAGAGCCUGCGCCCAGAAGCAGUCAAGUCUCUGAUUCAUCUGGCAGCAUCAAGAAACCUGCGAAGCCGUCGAAGCAUGAAGACACCAUCCACGUCGACAGCAAGAAAGGUGAACCUGAUCAGCACAUGGUCACCAUCAAGUAUAAGAAACGGAUGGCAAAGACCAUUGAACGGCUGCUCGCGUUGCCGCCGGGCGGGAAGAAGAAGGCUGAAGCCUUGAAGGACCGCGCUGCUGGUGACCGUGCCGGAAGUGUGGAACCCGGCACAGCACGCAAGCGUCCGCGUACCGCGACGGAUGUUAGUGAAGCCUCCAAACGGCCCAGAACCUCCGACAGUCUUCGGCCUUCUACCCCUCCGAGACAGGCAACAUCCAUGACACGUGUGGCCUCAAGCAGCUUUCAAGCUGGUACUCCCGGUGUGACAAACAGCCUCACACCAGCCCCUCAAGUGCCUGCCGAGCGACGGCGCCCACCUGACCCGGACACAAUGCACAAGGUGCACGCACUGCAAGCCGGGCACAAGUCCUUCAUGGAGCUUGGCACAAAGCUCAAACACGAGCGAGAUGCCAUCUUGAAAGCCAGGAUGCCCGAGAAUGACCGCGAACGCCAGGUAGCGAUAGCAGCCGGUGUCCAAUCGCUGCUUGCAUACAUGCAUGCCGUCAAGCUUCAAAGUGACGUUUUUGACCUACAACGCCAGGUCCGCCGGCCUCAGCCUUGGAAGGAGGUGCUUGCAUUGUUCCGGGUCAUCAGGAAUGAUUGCAGCAGACACAACCAACUGAGUGCCCUUCUCCUGCGUAUCCAGGGCAUCUGUCUCGUUUGGCUCGGUCGAUCUAUGUGGUUCUACACGAACGAUCCAGACGUCAUGAAGGAAGCCAACGCGAACAGCAAAGAGCAAUACGAUAUCUGGCGACUGGCCGACCACGCACGAAAAUCUAUGGGCAUUCAUGACGACAGCCCCGAAUGGAGCGAUGGAGGGGCAGUUGGCAAACUCCUUGAUCGCCUGGGUCCUUGGACUAGCCCUGAUGAGUCUAUACCAAUUGCUCUGGCAGUACUCCGCAAGAUCAUCCGCAUUGAUGGCUCUUGGAAGCCAGCGGAAGAGUUGGUCAAUAUUGGCCGCUUGGCAACAAACGGCGUCCCAAACUGA
Molecule: messenger RNA, 2229 nt
Organism: Anthostomella pinea
Lineage: Eukaryota; Fungi; Ascomycota; Sordariomycetes; Xylariales; Xylariaceae
Source: the annotation of a GenBank genome assembly